Molecule: messenger RNA, 1971 nt
Organism: Xyrauchen texanus (razorback sucker)
Lineage: Eukaryota; Metazoa; Chordata; Actinopteri; Cypriniformes; Catostomidae
Product: Kv channel-interacting protein 1-like
Exons: 8
Coding region: 133-810 (225 amino acids)
Biological process (GO): regulation of potassium ion transmembrane transport
Cellular component (GO): voltage-gated potassium channel complex
Molecular function (GO): potassium channel regulator activity; transmembrane transporter binding; calcium ion binding
Source: RefSeq, a predicted model, not a curated record
GCAAGAUAGUGCAUUGACAAGCAGUCUGAAGGCCAUAUGGGACGCACCUUUCAUCUGUCAGCCUGUCUCUGUGCUGUGUUUAGGCUGUUUUAAGGGCUAUUUGUUCACACUCUCCACGGAUUCACUUUCACCAUGGCCGGCUGUUCCAGACGCUGCAGACAGGGCAUGCUAAAACUUAUUCAGUCCCUUCAGAGGCUCGUGUCUGGAACUCUCAGCAAAGAUAAAGUAGAUGAUGAAUUGGAGAUGACGAUGGUCUGUCACCGGCCGGAGGGUCUUGAGCAGCUCGAAGCACAGACGAAUUUCACCAAGCAAGAGCUACAAGUCCUUUAUAGAGGCUUCAAAAAUGAGUGUCCAAGUGGAGUGGUGAAUGAGGAGACCUUUAAACACAUUUACGCACAGUUUUUUCCACAUGGCGAUGCCAGCACGUAUGCACAUUAUCUCUUCAAUGCAUUUGACACCAGAAAUGAUGGAUUAAUAAAGUUUGAGGACUUUGUGAUGGGAUUAUCUACCCUAUUGCGGGGGACGGUCAGAGAUAAACUUGAGUGGACAUUUCAUCUCUAUGACAUUAACAAAGAUGGAUUUAUCAACAAGGAGGAAAUGACGGAGAUAGUUAGAGCCAUUUAUGACAUGAUGGGGAAGUACACUUAUCCGGCUUUAAAAGGAGAUGUACCAAAGCAACACGUGGAUGCUUUCUUUGAGAAAAUGGACAAAAACAAAGAUGGAGUUGUAACAUUAGAGGAGUUCGUCCUUGCCUGUCAGGAAGAUGAAAAUAUGAUGAGAUCCAUGCAGCUCUUUGAAAAUGUGAUGUAAAUAAGAUGAACUAGCAGAAGAAAAGAACGAAACAGAAAGUGGGAAAAGAGAACAAUAGGGAGUUUAUGUUAAUAUAUAUUUGCCAUAUUUCACUGAAGUGAGUUCUUGAGGACUGUGGUGGUCAAUAGCCAUGAAUGGAUGCAUGAGAGUCUGUAGUCUUUCUUUUUCGCUCUCUAUUCAAACCUUGUAAAAUAUGUAUUAUUCUCCCUUGUGAAUGCUGGUGGUUUCAAAAGUUACCAGCCAAAACUCCUCGAUCCAGCUAGCCUUUCAGAUCUUCAAGCUGAUCCCCAAGACUGCAUAUGUUUGAAAGGCAAUGUCUGAUGUGUGACUACUGGGGUGGCCAUGAUCAGGACCCUCCCUCCGUUUGAAAGAGAAUGCCAUUCUCAGGCUUUUUUGUUUUGUUUUGCUUGACACUAGAGCUCAGGACUUUACGUUUGGUGUACUGGAACUGCAUCCAGGAGAUCUACAGCCUCCUUUGCUUGCUUUCUUGCCAAACAAGCUUGCAUGAUAAAAACCAGCAGAUAUUUCUUUAUGAGUUGAAUAUAAAGUUGGCCUUACGAUCUUUAGGUUGACUUUCUUAAUGUGUAUAUACAUUUCAUGGUUUAUUUAUCUAUGACAAGGGUUGUGUGGGAUACUUGUGGGAUGUUGAUUUUGUGGCUUGUGUUGUCAAGAUUUAACAAUGUAGUUUGUGGGUAUUUAAUGUCUCUAGUCCGCCUGCUUAUGUCUGUUUCAAUACCUGCCAAACCAUUUUUGCCCACCAGAACAUAGUGAAUAAGCUGUAAGGUCAAAGGGGGGUGUGUGUGUGCAACUAUGUACUGUAUGUGAAUAUUGGGAGUAUUUAAGAGGCUACAAAAUCACUACUGUAUAUAGACCUAGUAAAUGACAAACCAGACCUGUCUCUACCCCAAUACCUUUCAAUACCUUCAAGAAGGGCACAAAGGAAACGCAAGAAAAAUUACAUAUAAUAUUAAAAUUAUUAUUUAUUUUGAUUACAAGUGUCCAGUUCAAGCAAGAGAAGUAUAAGCUAUGGAAAUACUUGCUAGUAUGGUGCCACAUGAAGAAAUGUCCAAUGAGGCAAAUACAAACUGUGAAAAAUAAAUAUCAGAAAUAUAUCCUGUGCAAUCUCAGUCAAAAUGUAUUAAAAGAUAUUUGUGGAAUAAA